Molecule: messenger RNA, 579 nt
Organism: Fomitiporia mediterranea MF3/22
Lineage: Eukaryota; Fungi; Basidiomycota; Agaricomycetes; Hymenochaetales; Hymenochaetaceae
Exons: 6
Coding region: 1-579 (192 amino acids)
Source: RefSeq, a predicted model, not a curated record
AUGUUCAAUUCGAUUACUAGCUGUCAUCCCAGUCGUCCAAAGUCUGUUGAACUUCAAGCUGCUCGCUAUGUGGACUCUGGGCUCGCCGCGGUCGACCGGGAACGCUCCUACAACUCAUGGUCAUUUAUUGAGUUGGAUGUUGCGUUAAGCUUUGCAGUGCCUGCGGAAACAAAUUGGGCAAGGCCCCUUGAAGCCGAUGCUUCUGGUCUGUGCAAUGUAUUUGUAAGUAUAUCUAGUGGUCCGAUGGUUCAUUACGAGGAUACCGAGGACGUCAAGCGCGAGUCAAGGCUGACCAUGGACGGUGUUUCCUCGCUAGGUAGAUUUCUCGCGGGUUUAGCGGGAAUAUGCCCGCGUGUGCAAAUCGAGAUCAUCUAUCACCUUGGGGACUGUCUUGCAAGCGGAAAGAACAUGACCUACUUAGCUGUCCUGUCGUGCUUUUUGCAGCACCGAUUCGGAACUAAUUCAUCCAGCGGAGAGAACUUGUCGGAGACCAAGCAUGCUCUCGCGAAAGAUCUUCUGUACGUUACGGCCAUGCUUUCACGCACUGAUAAGGCAGAGUUGUCCGAUGCCCUCCGGUGA